This is a messenger RNA of Rotaria sp. Silwood2, 798 nucleotides long. NCBI's taxonomy places the organism in Eukaryota, Metazoa, Rotifera, Eurotatoria, Philodinida, Philodinidae. The record is from the annotation of a GenBank genome assembly.
AUGGGUAUUGCACAUAUAUUCAAUCCAGACGAACGCCACACAUUAAUUGGUUGUUUGCCUUUCAUGCCACCGGAAUUUUAUCGAGGAGACGGUCAAUAUGAUCAAUCACUGGAUGUGUUUACUUAUGGAUUAACAUUGAAUGAACUAUUUACAGAGAAAACUCAUCGAUUUAAUCAAUCGACAAAACGAGUUCAGUUAAUCGAACAAAGUCCAAUUUUCACGAAUUUUAUUCUUAAGUGUAUUCGGGAUGAAUCGACUCGCCGACCAACAGCUGUCGGGCUGGAAAAUACUCUUCAUAAGUAUCGGCAAGCAGCCGAUCAAUAUAUCAAAGAAAAGUGUCCCGAUUAUACAAAAAACACAAUAGAAACAAAAGAUAGUAUUUUCAUUGGUUUCUAUCAUGAAUAUCGCAAGAAGGAAAAAGUCGAACCGAAACCAAUUUUUCCACCACCACCACCACCGAAACCACAUGUAAAUUUGGAUCUAAUUCGACAACAUUUCGAAGAUAUGAUGAAACAAUUCAAUAAUGUUCAUGGACAAGAUGCCGAUUGUAAAAAAGAUGAUCCUAAGGUUGUAAAAUUAAAAAAAUAUCUGGAUAAUCCAAACCCCGUCCUUGUCGUUGAGCCUGUAAAAAAAGAUCGACGGGCGGCAACACCAUCAUCACAUGUUCAUCGGAUUGAUCAAGAAAAUCUUGAAGACAUUCUUGGUGUCGUAAAGCAUCGACGAGCACCGGCGCCCAAUCCAAGAUCUCCUCGUCUCGGAUCACCAGAUUUUAAUCAGAUCAUACGAAUAUGCAAAUAG